Triticum urartu is the source of this 774-nucleotide messenger RNA. The record is from RefSeq and is a predicted model, not a curated record. Lineage: Eukaryota; Viridiplantae; Streptophyta; Magnoliopsida; Poales; Poaceae.
UCUCACAUAUAGGAAUAGGAUGGUCCUCUAUAUAUAUGUACUCCAGAUGACAUGCCUGGCCAGCUAGACUAGCAGGUACUACUUAUAGUUGCCCGCCAUGGCUAUUGGUAUUCCUCCUCUCAACAAAUGGAGCAGCAAGCACCUUGUAGUCGCAGGUAGCACAGGAACCCUGGUCGUCAUCGCCAUAGCGGCCGUCAUCAUCAUCAGCCUAUCGCCGCCGCAAGUCUUCUUCUCCAUCCAGGAUGCGAAGCUGCUAGAUGGGCGGUACAAGGAGCAAAAAUUCUACACCUUCAGCCUCUCAGCCAACAACACCAGCCGGCGCAUGCAGACGCACUACACCAACGUUGACGCCGUGAUAUGGAUAGAUCCGACUAAGUGGUAUCCCGCCGAGGUGAACAUGAGCGGGUUCCAGUUCCAGCAGUACGUCCAGCCGCCACGGAAUGUGACCAAGGUGCCAUGGCGCGCCCAGUGGGCGCAGUAUGAUAACCCGACGGAGGGCGGCGGUGGCAGCGCUGGGCACUGGCCCAACUGCACGGUGGUGGUGAUGGCCAAGGUGUGGUUCGAGGUGGGGCUGGCCAGCACACGGUCGUACCACAUCAGGGUGUCCUGCUUCCCAGUGAACUUCAUCAACCAGAGUCAGACUCCCUACACCAACUGUACCUACUGACUGAUCUCCAUAUAUAGCAGCUGGAUCUGGAUGGAUGCAUCUCUCUAUCACCUUGUAAUUCUUGUGUGUGUUGCGUGCUAUAAAUCGACUUCGUUCUUGACUGGCUC